Messenger RNA from Ectocarpus sp. CCAP 1310/34, 1458 nucleotides. The record is from the annotation of a GenBank genome assembly. Lineage: Eukaryota; Phaeophyceae; Ectocarpales; Ectocarpaceae.
AUGCUUGCGGUAGCAAACGAGAAGGGCAUGAACGUCAAUCACUGGGAUGUGAAGCAGGCGUACACACACGCCACGCUAGACGAGGAGGUUUUGCUGAGGCUCCCCGCUGGGUGCGGGGACAAAUCGCAUAAAAUUGUUAAGGCUGAGCGUGCGAUUUAUGGUCUGAAGCAGAGCGGUAGGCAGUGGGGGUACCACGCUGCUGAUACGCUAGUCGAGAAAGGGUUCGAGCAGUGCAAGGUGGACCCGUGUGUUUUCCGCAAGAUGGUAGACGAAGUCGUGGUGAUGACUAUCGUGAUUUAUGUGGAUGACAUUUUGGUGGCUUGGUCUGAUGAGGAUUGCGAGGAGUUGCUUGCUUCUCUCAACAAGAAGUUUCUCACCAAAAAUCUGGGAGAAUGCGAAUGGUUUGACGGGUGUACCAUCGAGAGAGAUGUAGAGGCUGGGACUCUCAAAAUCUCGCAAACCGCGUACAUCGACAGCAUGGUGGAACCCUUUGAUGUACAAUCGACCUCCCGCAUCCCUGCUUCCCCUGGUGUCGACCUAGGACCGAAGCGAGAUGACGAGAAGGGAGGGGAGUGGCCGGUGAGGGAGGCCAUCGGCAGCAUGAUGUGGGUGUCGAGGUUCUCGCGUCGCGACGUCUCGUUCGCCGUGCGCACGGUAGCGCGCCACGCCCACGCCCCGGCGAAGAGGCACUGGGAUGCCAUCCAGANCUGUGCUUUCUUUUGUUGCCCCAGAGACCAGAGGCGAUAUGGCCGGGAGCUCUUCGACAGACCGCAAGCGCCAUUCCGACUCAAGAUCCGCCUGCUCCAGGCGGAGGCGAUGGAGGCACUGCUGUACGGCUGCAUGACAUGGUCACCACUCAGCGGCCACUAUCAGACGCUGCGGUCGAUACACCACCGACUGCUCCUUCGAGUUAUCAGGGACAAGCGCAAGAAAAUCACCUACCGGCAGCUCCCUUACGCCCAGACGCUGAAGAGGGUCAAAUGCCACAGUGUUGAAGCCACGAUCCGACAACGACGCCUGCUAUUCGCGGGAGCAUUGGCAAGGAAGCCGGACGGGCGACUCCCGAAACGACUGAUGCUCGGCGAACUGGCGAGGGGGGAGAAAGGACGUAUGGGGGGACAGGAACAGAACUGGCCGAAGUGUGUGCUCGACGACCUGAAGGCAUUCGGGGCCGACCACGGAUCUACGAAAACCGAUCCAUGUUGUCUCGGAAUCCCGGUACCGAAAGACACGGCACCGAAGUUAAAGUGGACGGAAGCCGCGAAGGUGGAGGGGGGAGUACCCUGGCAUGUGGCGGUGCUGCAGGGAGCUGAGAGGUUCAUGACCUACUGGCACGAGAAGGAAGAAGAGGCCAGCCGACAACGGGCGCUCAAACGAAACCACAAGCCAACAACCAAUGGGGCGGGAGGCAGGCAGGAGACGGACGAGACGGCGAGGGAAGAAAGCAAACGAGAAUAG